AUGACUGGUUCAAACGCAAACAAAAUACCAGAAGCCCCAGAUGAGCUCCGAAUCAUCAAAGCGAAGUACGGUUACAGUGAGACCGAAAACCCGCAUACCAUACACACCUUGAAAAACGUGGAUCGCGCAGUACAUCGAGGAAUAUGGCGAGCUGAACGCGUUCCUGUUGAGACUGGCGUCGCAAAAAGCCAACAAAUUUCAGAUGCCCCGCCGAAGGGAGACGAACAAGUGGUCAAUUUCGCUCUUGUGAUUUUCCUGGAUGUGCUGACUCUCCCCAUUUGGAGGAACAUCACCAGCUGGACCCUCCCGAUCCGCGUUUGCACCAGCGACAUUCGCUCAGAGCAAUAUGACCGCCCAAAUAGAUGGAGGUGCAAGGACGAAGGUUUCUCUAUUACAGAGGUCAAGCGUGGUUUUCGCACACGGCGCUUCAAUCCAAUCAUCCUGUACCAAGAGGCAGCCGAGAUGAUCUGCUGGAUCAUGCAUGAUACUCGGCCAAGCAAUGAACGCCAGGUUCCACUCCCUAAAGGUUGGUAA
Penicillium waksmanii is the source of this 534-nucleotide messenger RNA. RefSeq lists its product as uncharacterized. NCBI's taxonomy places the organism in Eukaryota, Fungi, Ascomycota, Eurotiomycetes, Eurotiales, Aspergillaceae. The coding region runs from base 1 to 534 and encodes 177 amino acids. The transcript is spliced from 2 exons. The record is from RefSeq and is a predicted model, not a curated record.